AUGACCAUACUGCCCAAAUUCAACUCUGUACGCCGACAGCAGCGGAACAAAGGUUGGGGUUCUUCCAAAACAAAUACAGCGACAAACUCCAAUGGCAACGGCGGCAAUCCACAGAGCUCCGCGUCCAAGGAAUCCUCCAGUGACACCGACAGGACACUCACCUAUGACUCUCCCGACGGCAGUCGGACCAAGGCACAAGUCAAACGAGCGACACGAACACGACUAAUCUUCUGCCUUCUCUCUUCUUUGCUCUUCCUCAUCUCCUUUGUCUUUCUCAUCCUCGUGUGUAUCGGCAAUGUGUCAAUCAAGCCUGUGCUCAAGGACACAUAUUUCCUCAAGCUGGACCUCAGCAACAUAAUUCCGCAAAGUGUGCCCAAUGCGGUACUUAUCAACAGUAUUGCCCGAACGUUGGGCCUGCACGACUUUUACCAAGCUGGAUUAUGGAACUUUUGCGAAGGAUACAAUGACGAGGGUGUCACGUCGUGUUCGGACCCAGAGUCUCUGUACUGGUUCAAUCCCGUAGACAUUCUUUUGAAUGAGUUAUUAUCUGGCGCAACAAUUGCCCUACCCGCCAACAUCCAAACAGCAUUGAACCUCGCGAAAACUGCCUCGCACGUCAUGUUCGGCUUCUUCAUCUCUGGUACGGUGCUUUGCUUCCUGAGCAUUUUCCUGGCUCCCUUCUCUGUGUUCUCGCGAUGGGCCGCCCUGGGCAUUGGUCUCUUCACUUUUAUCGCCGCCCUCCUUACGACUGUCGCGACGGUCAUUGCCACCGUCAUGUUCAAGGUGUUUCAGAACGUCUUCAUGUCCGCCACGGAUAUCAAUAUCAUUGCCACGCUAGGCCCACGUAUGUUUGCUUUUAUGUGGAUCGCCACCGGCACUGCAGUCAUCGCCUGGCUCUUCCAGGCCGGCAUGUGCUGCUGCUGCGCCAGUAGACGGGACGUGCGCACCGGCCGCAAACGAGGCAGUCGCAAGGCUUACCUCGGUGGUAAUGGUGCUACUACAGAUCCUGGCGCCGGCGCCGGCGCCGCUGCUGCUGCUGCUGGAGACGAGGAAAAGCAGCAGGAGAAUGGACCCCGCAAGCGCCAAAGACCCGGGCUCGGGUCAAAGAAGGAGUAG
This is a messenger RNA of Xylona heveae TC161, 1116 nucleotides long. RefSeq lists its product as hypothetical. Gene Ontology annotation, biological process: fungal-type cell wall organization. The transcript is spliced from 2 exons. The record is from RefSeq and is a predicted model, not a curated record. Gene Ontology annotation, cellular component: cell cortex of cell tip; plasma membrane. NCBI's taxonomy places the organism in Eukaryota, Fungi, Ascomycota, Xylonomycetes, Xylonales, Xylonaceae. The coding region runs from base 1 to 1116 and encodes 371 amino acids.